UAUUAUAACCGCGGCACAUAACACAGAAAUUUUGGUUAUUCGCUUGGAUUUGAUUAAAAUGUUGGAUUCAAUGUCAAUGUCAAGAAUUCAACAAAUGAACUGUGUUAUGUGUUCUGUGAAAUGAACAAACAAUUUCCAACGGACAUCCAGGACAUAACAUAAAAACGGUUUUUCUAUUUACCCAAAAAAACAUUACGCAAAAAGAAGAGAUGCGUCUAAUAAUAGUGAUAACACAGUCCUAGAACUUGGAGUAACUCAAUCAACUUUCCGAGUGUGUUUGCCGGGAUCUUUAACAAGUAUUAUCUUUCAUUGGUUCACUUCUGAAUAUGUGAAUUUAGCUUCAAUUAUGUCUGAGAGAUUAUCUUUGAGUGCCCAGGAUGGAGCACAUUGGAAUAAGCAGAUGUUGCGUCAAUCUCUGAACUUUUCAAACAUAUCAGACAUAACUAUCAACAAUGAAGAAAGCUACAUGACGGCUAUAGAUGCAGGCGACGAUACACAGUAUUUAUCUGUGAUUGGUGCAGAUGAUGGUACCUUUGAAGUAGCAGAAAGUGCUGGUCUUAAUGAAGAACAUAUUGAGGAGAGUACAUUAGAAAAUAAUACAAAUAAUGAGACUGACCAAGUACAAAAUGAGGGUAAUCAAGUUAUUAUUUUCAAUGUUGAAGGAUCUGAUGAGUUGUUUGGUCUCCAACUAGCUGAAGAUGAAGAGGGUAACUUGCAGAAAUAUCAGUUCCAAUACAGGACAACAGAGGAUGGCCAGUUAGAGGCUAUGCCAGAAACUUUGACAUUGUUACCUAAUGAUGAUAUCCAACAAGAUCAAGAGAUUACUGAGCAACCAUCAUACUCUCUGAAGGUGGAGGCAAGAAUUGGAAAUAAGGAAGUAUGUAGUAAUGAAACAUAUGUAGAGCAGUUGGAAGAUAUACCUCAAAUUGUUGUGAAAGGAGAACCAACUGAUGAGACAUUUGAUAUUGAACAAGAGUUAGCUGAUAUCAAACCAGAUUUACAAAGGUUAUCCAUAAAGCAAGAACUAGCAAAUGAGGCUCAAGGCAGAGAGGAAGAGCAGCUUAGUCGUGAUAUAGGCGAUACCGACUUACCUACAUUAAAUGUGCCUAACGAUCGAAUCACUAUACUGGAAUAUGACGGAUUCAAUACAGAAUCUAAUGAACAUACCAUUGAAAAUAUCAUUAUUACACAUGAGGAUGAAGCAGCAUAUGCAGUGGAGGAUAGUAAUGAGAUGAAUAUGUACAACUUGAACAGCAACCAUGCUGAUCAGGAAAGGCUACAGCAGAUCCAGGAAGCCAGUGACACUGUUGAAGAUGAACCAGAAUCAGACAGUGAGACAUUCGAGAAUUCAGAAGGACCACAUGUCACAGGCGAAGAGGAAAUAUUAUUAGAAAACGUCCACAUAGAAGUACAAGAACCCAUGAAGUCUACAAAUACAGAUAGCGCAAAGGAUUGCUUGAAUCCCAAUAAGCUCCAGUCUAAAAAAGCUAGGCCCAUGUAUCAUUGUAUCAGUGAGAAGGAAAAUUUGAACAUGAUUCCUAUGUAUGUUACAAACCAAAUGACAACUCAAGGAGUCAAGCCAACACAUCCAAGAAGUUUACUCAAAUGUGAUGUUGACUCAAGAGUCACUGAAAAAGAAAAAUCGGCAAAACCCGAUGCGCGAUUUGGUAUUGUUCCGACUAUGAAAAAGCAGUCAAAGUUUGGAAUUGAUCUUCCAGCUAAUGCAGAUCAUAUAGAUAAGCGAUUUGCUAGAAGCAAAGAGGCUAUGCAGGCCAUGAUGUUUGAUCACUUUAUCAGCAAGACGACUAUUCCACAUGCUCCUGUACGACAUAAUAGGUUACCAAGAAAACAAGAAAUCAAGCCAGUUGCCAAUAGGAGAGAUGAGGAAAUUAUAGUGCAAGAAGUUAUGGUGUCAUCAAAAGGUUUUGUCGAGAACACAGAGGAAAGGCUAAGAAAUACAAACCAGUUCCCGAUUACUUCAGUUGUGGAACUAUCGGAUUCUGACGAUGAUACAGUGUCGAAAAGUAAAAACAAAGCUAAUAAAAGUGGAUGUGAUACUGAAAAUUUAGUUAUAGAAAUUAAUUCAGACGAUGAUAUAGAUAAAAAUGACGCUGUAGAGACAAAUAAUGACGCUAUACAGACAAAUAAUGACCAAGGAGGUGACGGAGAGGGAGAGAAACGGUGCAGAAGCAUAUCUCCAAAAAAUACCUAUAUUCCUUCCGACGACAGCUCGCCAUCAAAAAAGAGUCGCACCGAAUCCGAACCCGAAAGCGAUUCCGGUAAAAAAGAAUUCGACUGCCCCCAUUGCUCAAAAUCCUUUCCUUCACCGAAUAGUCUGAGCACACAUAUCCAACAUCACAAUUUAGAAAAUAGUCUUAGAAAGAAAGAACUGAAGUUUCCUCGACCUGAGUACAAGUUCAAAUGUGACAAUUGCCAAGAGUCUUUCAAGAACUCGGUUCUAUUAAAUCGGCACGACUGCAAAGGAAAUGGUUCGAAUAUGACGUGCAACGUCUGCCUGAAAAAAUUUGGUUGUGCUGCUUCACUAAGCGUUCAUAAGAAGUCGCAUGUUAAGCAGAAUUUGAUGAAAAAUACUACUACUUUGACUGUGAACCCAAUGAGGUCCAUACCCAGGCCAUCAAUGAGUGGGAUAAGGAGGUCUUUAGCACCAGUUUCCUCGGCUUUAGCGUCUUCUUCGAAAGCUUCUCGCUUUUCAUUUGCUGUCCCCAGACCAUCUACUGCCACUGCAAGAAAAUCAGUUAUUCCGAAACCAGUGGUAAUUGCGACAAAACCGACAGAAACAGCGGACACUACUAAACAAAAAAAUAGCAAGAAUCCUGAGACAUUCAAGUGCAAAGAUUGUCCCAGGGUGUGCCUCACACAAGGAAUGUUGAACUUGCACGAGAAAACACAUAAAAAAAUUGCAUGCAACAGUUGUAAAGCUACGUUUACCUCCAGGCUUCUUCUGGAUUCUCAUGUGCGUUUCAACUGCGUAAAGAAAACGCAGUCGCCUAAGGGCAGAUUAUCAUUCAAGGUCCGUAAGUCGUUUGUUAAAACCCCUAAGACGGUUGCAAGUAGCACAGCGGCUAAGAAACCUACCUCAUCCAACACCAAAGGAUCGACAAAAUGCAGUUUUUGCGCCAAGACUUUCACUUCACUCAGUGCCUUGUUCGAACACAAAGUUAAGAAACACGAAAUUGUCACCCCAGACCGAAGCAUAUUGGAUGAAGAGAAGUCUUCCAGCCUGCAUAAGCCAGUCCAUGGAGGUGUUCGACCAAAUCAACGUUUCAAGAGUGCUUUUGCGUUGUUCCAAGCAUCAGCUGUAAGGGACAACGAAGAUAAAGUUCAUACUGAUCAUUCUUAGAUCUAAAAGUGACAAAAGAGCUAAUAGCAAGCUCGCUCAAUUCCCUUGAAAAUUGUUGUAUCAUAGGUAUAAAAAGCGAAAAUUGACAUCUUGAAAAUCCAUACCAGUUGCUCAUUUUGAAACCCUAAGUUAUUUUUGUUGGUGUUGUCUUUGAAACGACCUUGAAAUCUAAAUCGGUGUUCUCAUUUGAAUGCAUUGUGUGGCCUUACAGUGAUCUUCACUUUUGACUUAAGUUGACAGUAGUUGGCAGCUCGUAUAUUGACGCCCUACGGCCUCAUAAAUUAAGCUUUAGUCAGGAAAUCAUCGACAAUGGGUUAGAAAGGUAAAUACUUGAGAUAAAUGGUGAUAAACCGAUAACAAUACAAUAAUUGUCUCCACCACUUUUACCACGCAUACUAGUUUAGAUUGACAAACUUAUCUCUUCUUUAGUUCUAAUUAUUUAUAAUUCAUACUUGUAUUUAAAGAGUUUGUCACAAAGAUGUUUCAUUGCCUUUUUGAGUUUGAGUUUUGGUCGAUUCUGAGUCGAUGAUGAUUUUUGAAAUCAUACUCCAUGUACUGAUUAAAUUAAUUCCUAAACAUGUGUUUCCGAUUUACUGACUUUCUGGAAUACACAGAAUUGUCAUCUAAAAACGGGUAGAAUGUGUGUGGAUUGGUCAGUGCAAAAACUCCUUAUUGGAAUUUUUCAGAUGAUAAAAACUGGGUCGCUGACAAAUAAACCACCUUUAACCCUUUAACGCCCAGUAAACCGUAAAACUUCAAAACUUCGAAAAAAUCGGGCUUUUGCCUCCCUAAUGUACCCUUCACUCAGAAAAAUCACAAAAAAAUAUCUUGCGGAAAAGUUCUGUUUUAGGGGCGGGAAAAUAGUAUCCCACUGCCCAUGUAGGGAAACGAACAUCUGGCUGCGGGCAGUGGGUGAUUAUUUUCCCACUCCCUAAUUUGUCGCUGAACGCAUGUAAAAUUAAAAAGUAAAAAAUACUUUAUUUCACGAAAUUGUAUAUAAUUUUUUCUAAACAAAGGUCUAUCCUUACAAAACAGAAUAUUAAAUACCACGACUAAAAUGCAUUGGAAGAAUGAAAAGGUUCAAAACAUGCUUUGCACAAUGCCACAUUGCAAGCAGUACAAAUCAUGUUGCUUCUCUUUUCUUUCGCCUUCGUACUGCAGUGCGCGCAUCUACGAUAUUUCUCUUGCUGCUUGGGCAUAUGGUCUCCGACGUUUAAGAAACGAAUUGCAUUUUGGGUAACCAUCUGGUUGAUGUUUCUCUGCCUACUCCCGCUCCGGGUCUAUAGCCCUUGCGUUUUCUGCUGCAGAAAUUACCGAUCAUUUCGUUGAUCAAUUGAGAGCGAAACUCGAGGUGAGACAAAUAACGGCGACGCUGUUUUUUGGCAGAGUCCUUGUACAUGACGUAACUAUUUACUAUCGCCGUAUCGAUGAAAUAAUCAAAUAGUUUCAACCACCACCGACGAGAUUUCUGGGCAAUCGAGUAAGACGACAUAAGCUGAACGAAUUUGUCAACUCCACCCAUGAAGGUGUUGUAGUCAACGAUAGACUCGGGACAAUUCACUGAUUCCCUCUCACCGCGCUUGUUUGUUCGAAGAACUGAUCUCUGCUUACUAGGGUUGUGCAUAGAGCUGACAACGACAACCGACUUUUUGCCGCGAUCUCGCCACUUUGCAAUGCUUAUGUCCCCCGAUUGAACAAAAUCGCUAUCCCCAGUCGUCGUCGGAUUUCAGUUCAUUUUUUGGGUAGAAUUUUCGGUUUAUCCUAAAGGUAUCGCACGCAAAGAGACGCUCGUUUAGUAGAAGCUUCAACAGCGGUAAGCUCGAAAAAAAAUGUCAAAAAAUAGACAGUAGCCUAAUCCACCCAGCAUCGUAGAUAAUUCGAGAACAAUCCUCUCUCCGAGCCCAAGAUCGGUUGUUUCCGUAGAGCGACCUGUAUAUACCUGGAAGUAUAUUACGAAACCGGUAACUGAACACACCAUAACCUAUACUUUGAACCCUCGUUUUAUGGGACGUAAUGUACCUCGCAAGCCAGAUUCACUGCUAUCAUUCAGUGGUUGUAAAAAAAUCUGCGUCAGAAUCACCAUCCAGCUCCGAAUCCUCAGCUUGAUCAUCUGUGCUUUCUCCUAGAAAUCUGGCUAUUUCAGUAUCGCUUAGACGUCUUCUUGACAUAAUUACUGUCCUGAAAAACGAAAAUAAAUGCGUGAUAGUUAAAAUAAAAUUAUAAAUAACGAUAACAAGCUAAACUUGAUGGUAGAAGUCGCAUUUCUGAAAAUGUAAACAAAACCAUGACUUGUUAGGUUAUAAUGCCACAUUUCACAGAGUAUAACAUCUGUGUGCACACACCGCAUUCGAUUACAAUGGCAAAUCAUCAUUAGUUAGACCCCUUAGACAAUCUGUAGCUAUAUGCGAUUAGAAUAAGCACCUUGGGUAAGUCAAGAAAUAAUUUGUCAUUUUGGCAGAAGGGUAGCCGAAGGGCAAUGACACAAUCAGUAAAAGCUUAUAUACGCUAUCUUUUCCAAAAAUCAUCACAAAAUAAAACGCCAACAGACGCAGCAGUACUAGUAUAUUUAGAUACAUACCUUUAUUCCAGCUAACUUCAAACGGAAACAAUAACAGCCUGACAGGUGUUCACUGCUUUGUAUGUUUCCUACGCACACUGGAUAUUAUCGUCCCACUUUAGCACCACUCUGUAGACAGCACCUUGUAGGAACUACCAAGGGGGGGGGACGCCAGAUUGCGGACAACAAGUGGAGGCGCGCGCAAUUCAAAUCAUAUGGUAAGUGGGAAGAUACUGUCCCACUGCGACUUAAGAGACCCGGUGGGAAAAUAGUACCCCAAAGAGCGUUAAAGGGUUAAGGUACUUUUGGGCUUAAUGUAGCAUUUGAGUUCUACAUGAUUGAUAUUUUGAUUAACCUUUAGUUUAUUAUUAAUAAUAAAGGUAUAGGCCACAAAACUGAUAUGGACUUAUGUAAGAGAUAGGGUUAUUCAAAAUUACACUUAAAUAUUGACUUAACAUGCCACGUUUUAAUUUUACAAUUUUUAAUAUUUUAAGGUACGUAAGUCGAAUUUCCCGUUUAACACCCAAACCUUGAGUCGACCAUCGUGAAAAAAUACAUAGAUUAAUUACUUCAACUUUCUUGAAUUCGGUAAUUGAUUGUAAGAUAAUGUAUUUUUUCAACAACAAAAAAAAACGCUAUAUGGGUAAUUUUUUCCUUUUUAUACUAUCUAUAUGUACAUCUAUUUAAAAUAUUUAGCCUACAUUUGAAAAAUCUUACUAGAGUGGUUUUGCACUGACCGAUUCAGGUAUACUCGCCCUUCCACUAGCGGCAUCCUGAACUCUAACAAGAAAUGUAUCAAGGAAGAAGACAGAGUUCAUUUCACAACUUUACUUUAGAAAUGCACCAGUCUACCCAUUUUCGUUUUUUUAUGCCUAUUUGAUAUCUAGCAUCACUCCCAGCUGUCAGGGCAAAUUAGGCUCCCACAGAAUAAGAUCCCCUCUGGUUUACAAAUGAUUUAAAGAUGUCGAGUAGAGCAAUGUUUAGGAAAUCCGGCGACUUAGCUUAAACAUCCUGUUUCUCGAAGAUUUUAUAUAAAUGAUAUAUGUAUAUUUAUUAGAUUUUAUAGAUCACGUGUGUUAGUGAAUAUUUGCAAUACCAAUAUUUAGUAGCGUUUUCCAGAUUAUAAUUUCUGUGAACUAGGAAAAGAGCAUUUAAAAAUGAAGACUAUUUUUUCUGAUACAAAUUCGAUUUGAAGGGUGAUUUAAUAUUGGAUUAUAUGCUUUCUGAAAAUUGUAAUUCUGUUUUAUUUUGAUUUGGUGUCAAAUUGCUUGUCCUCCAGAUAAAAUUGCAAUCUCUGAUGUCAGGAUUGUAAUUGUAUGAUUUUAUUCUUUUUCUUUUGACAAGGAUGACAAGUGAAGCAGUUUCUGCGAAAUUCACGUAGAUAUUUGAAAUAAUACCACUUGUGUUUCGUUCAGUUUUUAUUCAGUACUAUUUGUAAUUUUAUAUUUUAACAAUAAAUAGUGAUGAAGGUACA
Molecule: messenger RNA, 7392 nt
Organism: Acanthoscelides obtectus
Lineage: Eukaryota; Metazoa; Arthropoda; Insecta; Coleoptera; Chrysomelidae
Source: the annotation of a GenBank genome assembly